Schistosoma rodhaini is the source of this 1994-nucleotide messenger RNA. Lineage: Eukaryota; Metazoa; Platyhelminthes; Trematoda; Strigeidida; Schistosomatidae. The record is from the annotation of a GenBank genome assembly.
CGCUAACGCAACCCCCUCCUUCAUUUGGGCUUGGGACCAGUAGUAGCCCUCAGAGGUGCUGCAGGUGGAAUCGAUAUACUGAUAACCUAUCAAAUACAUCACCGAACCUCAAAUAACGGUAUUUCUGGUUAAGGUGUUGUCAAACUACAAUACCUGUGGCGUCUUCAAUAUGUAGUAAUCUCCUUAUAUUCACUAUGUUCAGUUACUUGUCAUUUUGUUAAAACCAAUCUCUAUCCUUGCCUCUCCUGCAAAUGAGACUUAUUCAAAACUGAGCGGAACUACCUUAAAGAGCUCAGCCGUUUUUAUCAAAGUAAUCGCCUCGGUUGACAAUGACGUCUCACACAGGGCGUCUGCUGGUCGGUCGUGAAAAGGAGCAACAGUUUCUGUUUUCGUUAAUAUGUAAAAAAAACCCUUUGUCCACAUGCUUUGUUAUCACAGGCCCUCCAGGCUGUGGCAAGUCAGUUUUAGUGUCCUCAACAUUUGAACUUCUGGAAGAGUCUUGUGGAGUGUUAUGGGUAUUGAUUAGCUGCCUAGAAAGCUUUGUGGGGACCCAAGGGACAUGUGGAGCUACUUCAUCAAGAUAUUUUCUUGAAUUGAUUUUACAGUCAAUUAAAUGUCGUUAUCUGCCCGAAGCUGAUUUAUCUAUUAGUUGUGAAGAUACCUCCAGUUUCAUAGAUAACUUAUGUCAAAUUUUACUAGCUAUCGGAGUUAGAAAUACGCAUGACCAGACUUGUGUGGGGUUAAUUUUCGAACAGGCUGAGAGACUAUGCGAUAGAGAAUCUCUAGUCCUCCCCUUAAUCGUCGGCCUUGGAGCUUCUGUAAAUGAAAAGCUAAACCAAUUAGGCGGUCCUCACACACCACUAUUGUUCACUGUCCUGGUAACCAGAUUACCAUGGGAGAAGUUUAAUUUCGGGACAUUCAGUUUCGAACCUUAUGUUAUCUCUGUUGAAAGUUAUUCUCGCGACCAGUUGGCAAGAUUGCUUACAUCUUUAUUACCGGCUAAUGCAUCUGAAUCUCGCUUCAAUAGGUUUGUUGAUUUGCUAUUGACAGUUUGCUUCCCUGUUUGUCGUAACGCUGGUGAACUCAUUCACUUAAUGAAUAUAAAUUGGAACGCCUAUAAUGAGCCUGUCAAUAAAGGCUUGGUUGCCCCGGAUGAUGAAUGGGGUCAGUGGAAACUGGCUCAACCAUAUCUCAAAAAGUCUUUGUCUACGCUGUAUUUACGUCAUUAUGCGGAUUCAAAUUUAGAUUCUCUGUCCUCGAAAAACGCUGGGCGACAAAACUUUUUGGAAUUACCUUAUUUGACUAGAUUUUUACUUAUUGCUGCAUUCAUGGCUUCACAUAAUCCCCGCUCAUUGGACAAAAAACUCCUGACUAAGAACUCCGGACGUUUAAGUAUCCGUAAAAAGAAACAGGAAAAGGAAGUAUACAAAACACAAGCAGAGUUCACUGGGCCUCGAAUGUUCACCCUAGACCGCUUGUUGGCAAUAUUCUAUGUCCUAGUACAAAAUGAAUUUGCAAAAGUACCAUGCACAAGUAUCUUAAUGAGUCAAAUCGCCUGUUUAACAGCAUGUGGUCUUUUAUCUCCAAGUUCACAGGCUUUAUCUGUUGGGAAUUCAUUUACUACUGGAUUGUGUACAACAAAUAGUUCGAUUAACGCUACAUCUGAUUUAGACCCUUUGGCUAAUCCUAAAUAUCGUUGUUUGAUAAGCUUAGAAAUUGCUAAAAGUAUAGCACAGUCGGUUGACUUUGAUUUGUUAUCUCAUCUUACAGAGAAUUGUAACUCAUGAAAAAUGUACAUUUACUGAUUUAUUUAUUUUGUAUUGAAAUUCUUCGUCUUUUUUUGUAUUUUACAGAUAAUUUAACGUACGUCCUAUAAAUUAUUUAACUUUAUGGUAACAUUUGUUCCUAAUUUAUUUGACCUAAUAUAAGCGAUUAUGUUUCUAUAGAUUGAACUAGUAGUAGUAACCCAAGGAAUUAUUUGUUUUUUGUCAUCC